Molecule: messenger RNA, 2466 nt
Organism: Penicillium verhagenii
Lineage: Eukaryota; Fungi; Ascomycota; Eurotiomycetes; Eurotiales; Aspergillaceae
Product: DUF323 domain protein
Exons: 7
Coding region: 1-2466 (821 amino acids)
Source: RefSeq, a predicted model, not a curated record
AUGUCUCCAUCAGCACUCACAAACAUCGACGGUGUUGACAUUGUCAAUAUACAUCAAGAUGAUGAUAUGGACUUUUCUCUCGUCGAUGAGCUUUAUAAGAAUCUGAGUCCUCCCGAGGGCAGACCACCCUCAUUUCCCACCCUUCUGCUAUAUGACACCAAAGGACUCAAGUUGUUCGAGAAGAUCACUUAUCUGGACGAAUAUUACCUCACCAACGCUGAGAUUGAACUCUUGACUACACAUGCAAAGAGAAUGGUGGAACGGAUUCCGGAAAAUGCACAACUGGUCGAACUUGGCAGUGGAAAUCUGAGGAAAAUCGAGAUCCUUCUACGUGAAUGCGAGCGAACAGAAAAGCGCGUGGACUACUACGCGUUGGACCUGUCCCUGGCGGAACUACAACGAACAUUCUCCGAGAUCUCGCCGGAGACCUUCAAAUAUGUUGGAUUUCAUGGGCUCCACGGUACCUAUGACGAUGCUCAUGACUGGCUGCAGAAGCCAGAAAAUCGCACCAGGCCAACGAUUGUGCUUUCGAUGGGAUCUUCCAUCGGAAACUUCACCCGCUCCGAAGCAGCAGGUUUUCUUGGUGGUUUCUCCAGGCUCCUCGGGCCAUCAGAUUUCCUUCUGAUUGGACUGGAUGCUUGCAAAGAACCUGAAAGGGUUUACAGCGCUUAUAAUGAUUCUCAGGGAAUCACUCGCGCAUUCUAUGAAAAUGGAUUGCGUCACGCAAACACUGUACUAGGCUUUGAAGCUUUCCGGCAUGAGGACUGGGAAGUGGUGACUAACUAUGACGCCAAAAAUGGCUGCCAUCAAGCUUUUUAUUCCCCAAAAGUUGAUGUCACGAUCAAUGACAUUUUAAUUCGGAAAGGAGAGAAGCUGAAGUUCGAAGAUGCCUACAAAUAUAGCAGAGAGGAGCGGGAUGAACUCUGUCGUAGUGCGGGGUUAAUCCCCCAGAUGGAAUUUGGAAAUUCCGAGGACAACUACCAUAUUCAUUUCCUCUCACCAGCAGCUAUUGAUGUCCCAACUCGGCCUUCUCAAUAUGCAGCACGACCUAUUCCGACAUUGAAAGAUUUCCAAUCGCUGUGGACUGCAUGGGAUACCGUGACAAAGACCAUGAUUCCUCGGGCAGAUCUUCUCUCCAAGCCAAUCAAGCUCCGAAAUGAAUUGAUCUUUUAUCUUGGUCAUAUACCGACAUUUUCAGAUAUCCAUCUAACCCGCGCAACACGGGGAAAACCUACUGAUCCUAAAUAUUACCAAAAAAUAUUCGAGCGAGGAGUUGACCCCGAUGUUGACGACCCCGAACAGUGUCAUUCCCACAGCGAAACUCCCGAUUCGUGGCCUGCCUUGGAUGAGAUCUUGGACUACCAGGUGCGAGUUAGAAGCAGGGUGCGAUCGCUCCUUGAGGAUAGCAAGACCUUAGAAGAUAGAUGCCUGGGCGAGGCUCUGUGGAUCGGUUUCGAGCAUGAGGCCAUGCAUCUGGAAACAUUCCUUUACAUGCUGCUGCAGAGUGAGAAAGCGCUACCGCCCUCUGGUAUUGACACUCCCGACUUCGGUCGGAUGGCUCAAGACGCAAAAAGCAAUGCUAAACCAAAUCAAUGGUUCCGCAUCCCCAAACAAACCAUGACAAUCGGCCUUGAGGACUCGGACAAAGAUAACAUGCCCAGAGAUUCCUUUGGCUGGGAUAACGAAAAGCCCCAGAAGAAACUUACUGUUCACUCUUUCGAGGCACUUGCCCGACCGAUCACAAAUGGUGAAUAUGCGAAGUUUCUGCAAGCCAAUCGAUCCCGAGCAAUUCCGGCGUCUUGGUUGCUUGUUCACCCGGAUCAAGCGUAUCCGAUUGCCAAGGGAAUCAGCCGAUCAAGCCCUGGGGCCACCGAGGAGUAUUUGAAUAAUUUUUCAGUCCGAACUGUCUUGGGCUCUGUUCCUUUGGAACUUGCACAUGAUUGGCCCGUCAUUGCUUCUUACGACGAGCUGGCGAGUUAUGCUAAAUGGGUGGAGUGUCGAAUCCCCACGUUCGAAGAGGUCAAGAGCAUUUAUCAGUAUUCGGAACGACUCAAGGAGAGUACUGCAGAUCAAACAUCGAAUGGGCAUGGAAAUGGAACCAAUGCGGUCAACGGAACCCUGACGACACCCGUGUUUCGUGAUCUCACAGAUUGCAACGUGGGCUUCAAGAACUGGCAUCCAACUCCUGUCACCCCAAACGGCGACCAGCUAGCUGGUCAAGGUGAAUUUGGUGGAGUCUGGGAGUGGACUAGUUCGCCUUUAUUGGCUGACGAAGGCUUCGAGGCCAUGGAAAUUUACCCGGGUUAUACCUCCGACUUCUUUGAUGGGAAACAUAAUAUCGUUCUUGGUGGCUCCUGGGCGACGCUGCCUCGGAUUGCUGGCCGAUCUACAUUCGUUAAUUGGUACCAACACAACUACGUUUAUGCCUGGGCUGGAGCACGCUUGGUGAGGGAUCUGGCGCAAUAA